Messenger RNA from Xiphias gladius (swordfish), 2887 nucleotides. It is a transcript of the gene crtac1a, whose product is annotated as cartilage acidic protein 1a. The record is from RefSeq and is a predicted model, not a curated record. Gene Ontology annotation, biological process: axonal fasciculation. NCBI's taxonomy places the organism in Eukaryota, Metazoa, Chordata, Actinopteri, Istiophoriformes, Xiphiidae. The coding region runs from base 450 to 2225 and encodes 591 amino acids. The transcript is spliced from 14 exons.
UUUCAGCAGAAUAUGCGUUGAAUUCACAGCUCAAGAUUUUUACCCCUGUGGGAAUAAAUAAUGCGUUAUUUCUGUGCUGUUGCUGUAAUGUGUUUGAAUAGCAGCGCCUACAAACAUAGCAAACAUCCGCGUCCCAUAGACAAGCGCACGGAAACACUGGUCAGCCAUUGGUCAACGUGCUAAUUAUUCAGAUAGUUCUUCCCUGAUUGGCCUAUCUUCAACGUGUUACACAAGCUGUUUCGUAAAUUUUUAAAAUUGUGUAACGUUGAGGAACUUUGCCGAAUGAUAUAAUAAAGGCACCGGGUCCUUUCACAUCGCUGCAGCGAAGUCAGUUCUCUUCCAUUUCUACACACUGACGGGGCCGUCAGCAGGAGACUCGUGCAUCAUCCACAUCUUGAAUUGAAACGUGUAGGCCACACCCCUGCUCCGUGUCCCGUCAGGCUGCAGUGAUGUGGGGUUCAGAACUGCUGCUGCUCCUCCUGUUGGUCGGGCUCUGGCAUCAGUCUCACACCCAGAGCCCUGAGCCCAUGCUACAGGUCGUAACGCAGACGAUGCUUCCCCCUGACAGUCUGCACAAUCCAACCCAGCUCAACUAUGGGAUGGCUGUAACGGACGUGGACGGUGACGGCGACCUGGAAGUGGUGGUGGCAGGGUACAAUGGGCCCAACCUGGUGCUGAAGUACGAUCGCACACAAAACAGGCUGGUAAACAUUGCUGUUGAUGACAGUAACUCUCCAUACUACGCCCUGAGGGACCGAGUGGGUAACGCUAUUGGAGUUACUGCCUGCGAUGUGGAUGGAGACGGACGUGAGGAGAUCUACUUCCUCAACACAAACAAUGCCUACUCUGGGCGGGCAACUUAUUCAGACAAGCUCUUCAAGUUUCGUAAUGGCCGCUUUGAGGAUCUUCUGAGUGACGAGCUGAAUGUGCGUCGUGGCGUCGCUAAUCGCAUGGCAGGACGUUCUGUGGCAUGUGUCGACAGAAAGGGAACAGGCCGUUACUCAGUCUACGUUGCCAACUACGCCAGUGGCAACAUUGGCCCCCACGCUCUCCUAGAAAUGGACGAGGCCGCCAGUGAUGUGAGCAAGGGCAUCAUCGCUCUGUCCGACGUGGCUGCUGAGGCCGGAGUCAACAAGUUCACAGGAGGUCGCGGUGUGGUGGUUGGACCGAUCCUGAGCCAGGCCAGGUCUGACGUUUUCUGUGACAACGAGAAUGGACCCAACUUCUUGUUUAAGAACAAUGGGGACGGGACUUUUGUUGACAUGGCCAGACAGGCAGGUGUGGAGGACCGGCAGCAGCAUGGCAGAGGGGUAGCACUAGCUGACUUCAAUGGCGAUGGAAAGACAGACAUUGUCUACGGCAACUGGAACGGCCCACACCGACUUUUCCUGCAGGGCAGCGACUCUAAAUUUCGGAACAUAGCAACUGGAGGAUUUGUCACCCCCUCCCCUAUUCGCACAGUCAUUGCUGCUGACUUUGAUAAUGACAGGGAGCUGGAGGUGUUUUUCAACAAUAUUGCAUACAGAGGAAACGCCCCAAACAGGCUGUUCAGGGUGUCAAGGAGAGCUGAUGCGGACCCAUUGAUCCAGGAGCUUAAUGUGGGAGAUGCUGCAGAGCCACAGGGGAGAGGAACAGGUGGCACUGUGACAGACUUGGAUGGGGACGGACAGCUGGACCUGCUGCUGGCGCAUGGAGAGAGCGCCCCGCAGCCAAUCUCCGUCUUCAAGGCCUCACAGGGUUCAUCCAAUAACUGGCUGCGGGUCAUCCCUCGCACCCAGUUUGGCUCUUUCGCCCGUGGUGCCAAGGUAACAGCCUUCACCAAUCAGAGUGGAGCUCUCACACGCAUCAUUGACGGAGGCUCGGGGUACCUGUGUGAGAUGGAGCCUGUCGCCCACUUUGGUUUAGGAGAUGAUGAGGUGACGGUACUGGAGGUCUACUGGCCAGAUGGCAGCUCCACCACUCGGACCCUUCAGCCUGGUGAAAUGAACUCUGUGCUGGAAGUAGCCUAUCCCGGGGAAGGAGAAAUAUCUGCGCUUGCCAAUGACACGCAGUGUGGUAAAGGCUUUACUGUCAAGAAUGGCCACUGUGCAGCCUUGGCUCCAUUUCAGAGUGGCGCCCGAUCCACUUCUGUCUCCACGUUUGAAGCCUCCUGUUUAAAGACAGUUUUACUACAAUGUGUCUUGGUGCUGUCUGCUGCUGCUCUGGCAGAUCUCAGGGGUUGGUAGCCUUCAGGGUAACAAUGACAGAGAAAGAAAGCCGUUAUUCAGCACUGCUUGCCUAGACCAAACAUCUGCUAAAAGACUUGACUUCCUGUGCCAUGCAGUGGCAGUGUGUCCAUCUGGAUACACUAUUUGAUCAUAUCCUAGUAUCUGGACAUUCUGCAGUCGGGAGAUUUCUCUUUUGUUCUUGUGUACUGGGUGCAUGCGUUGGAUCCUGCACACUGUAAGUGAGGACUGAAAAACUGGGAUCAGUAUCAUGCCCUUUGCCCAGCUAAAAGUCCCGCAGUGUCUUAUAACCAGCCGAGCAUGCCUGGAAUUUGCCUGACCAAAACUUGUCAUAAAGUUGAAUUAAUAAGAUUUUCUGAUGUUUUCAGUGCGUGCAGUGGAUUUAAAUUGUUACCUCAUUACCUGUUAAAUUAUUAUGUACUAUAAGCUUUUCUCACAGCGGGUCUGUGUUACUAAUAACAAAAGCGAGUGCACUGUUGACACUGUGACAGUCAGCCGGCACAUACAAUACCAGGAUCCUCAAACUGAAGCAGCUAAACACAAUCAGUCAUCAACCAUCAUUCUUUUUAUUAUUUACACCUGUGCUUUUCCUAAUGGGACAUGUCAUAAAUAUCUUGUAUGAUAAAAGCCUAUACUGCAUAAAAAUAAAUAUCCUUUUACCU